AUGGCUAAUCUCAGCAAUGUUGAUCAACUGCAUAAGGAGCUUGAAAUUAGCUGGAGGGCUAAGAUGACUGAGUUUGAGAAUCGUCUAAAAGAUGCUUUAGUCCCUGCAUCAACAAGCAACAAUCCAACUCUACAACAGCUCAAUCAGGAUUUUUGUGCAUUUAAAGAGUUGGUAACUAACAUGCUUGGUCUUCUGCAGCAGCAAGGGGUUUGCGGCGCAACUAAUGAUGUGCCUUCCACCAGGAGCUCACCUAAAGCCAGUCGCCAGCAAGAAGUGGAGAGGCGGAAAAAAGAAGCAUCCGCCUUGACUUAUGGUGAUAACAAGAAAACUCGUCGUAUUAUCUCCAAAAAG
Molecule: messenger RNA, 351 nt
Organism: Iphiclides podalirius (scarce swallowtail)
Lineage: Eukaryota; Metazoa; Arthropoda; Insecta; Lepidoptera; Papilionidae
Source: the annotation of a GenBank genome assembly